Molecule: messenger RNA, 1782 nt
Organism: Pseudo-nitzschia multistriata
Lineage: Eukaryota; Bacillariophyta; Bacillariophyceae; Bacillariales; Bacillariaceae
Source: the annotation of a GenBank genome assembly
CAUCUCAACAAAACUGCUUCAUGACUAGCGCAGUGUCUCACAAGUCUAACUCCAAACUUAACUGAACUCUCCGAUGAGAAUCGUUCCGACAAACUGCAACAGACUCCCCGCAAGUACUUUCUGACGGAAUCCAAAACCCUCUGUACGCACAAGGGCCAAAGCGUUAAAAGCGAACGAUGGUGCAGAAAGCCUUUCUAAAGAUCCGGGUUGGCGAAAGGCAGGUCCUGAGCUUCGAUUUGGUCCUGUACGACGAUGACGUUCCAAACACGGUCCGAAACUUUGUCCACUACCUCGAAGAGCGAGGGUCCACCGGAUACCUGAACUCGCGCUUUCAUCGCAUUAUCAAGGGAUUCAUGGCGCAGGGAGGGGAUUUCGUCAACGGAGACGGCACCGGCACGGCAAGCAUUUACGGUGGGACGUUUGCGGACGAGAAUUUUCUCCGCCGCCACGACCGACCGGGGAUACUCUCGUAAGUGCUGCACCAGCGGGGGAAAUCGGCCGCUGAACGAGAUCCACUUUCCAUCCAGAGCAUCGACAGUCAUUUGAAAACCACUAACGCUGGUCGUGUUUGUUGACGAAAUUUCUCUCUGUUUCAUUUGCGCGAAGUAUGGCCAAUAGCGGAAAGGACACCAACGGCUCGCAAUUCUUCAUCACCUUCCGUCCGACACCGCACCUCGACAACAAGCACGUUGUUUUUGGCCAUGUGGAUCUCUCGUCAACGUCGAGCAAGGAUUCGUUGCGAAUACUGGAAAACGUACGAACCGGCCGGAGCGAUCGACCAGUGACACCCGUCCAAAUCGUCGACUGCGGCAUCAUCUCCGAUGAUGAGGGCAACGACGAGAGCGAAAAAGGUGCCAAAAAGGGAUUGGUGUCGGGAGAGAAUACAACAAAACACCCAACAGCGAAAGAUGACAUCGAAGUGGAGUUGCCGGUGGAGGAAGAGGAGGAGGUACCUCCAAAGACCAAAGCGGAAGCUCUGAAGCGACGUAUGCGAAAACUCAAAAUGAAGAUGAACCAAGCCCGGCAACUGAACAAACAAGAAGUCUUGCGAGAGGGAGAACGCCUCGGAAGUGUCGAGGGAGCUGCCAAGGCACGCAAGCGACAACAAAUUAUGGACAAAAAGGCCAAGGAGCUCGAGUGGAAGAAAAGAAACAGCAAGGCCCUGGAAGUUGCCGCGGCCGCUGGCUUGGACGGGAAGCACCUGGUGGAACAGGCCGAUGCGAGCCUCCGGAAAGCCUACAAGAAGGAACAAAAGGCCGUUUCGCAGCAGUUUGCCGUGAACGACUACUACAAUCCGGAGGGACAGCACAGAAACUACGAGCGCAAUCUCAAGAGCCUGUCGCGGGCGGCCGGGCCGCUGCCGGAGGACGCGGUGACGAACGGCCACGCAACCUUCGACCCGACCACGGACGAGUCGGACGAAAAGCGGGAGCGAGAGGGAGCCCGCAACCUGGCCAACGAGCUGAAGCGGCGAAUCGAGAAGCAAAAGGAGAAACGAAACCGCCUCGAAUUCGAGGGAGAGGACGUCACCUGGAUCAACCAGCGAAACAAGAGGUUCAACCAAAAGAUUUCCCGCAACUUUGACAAGCACACGGCGGAGAUCCGCCAGAACCUAGAACGGGGAACGGCCUUGUAGGCGCAAUGCAUCCAGGGACGGGGCGUGUUUUGUGUUCAUUAGUAUUGCUAAUAUUACAUCACUAUCAUCUUUAUAAUCCUUAUUUUUUCACUCCUGUAUCUCGUUCCCUUCGUUUUAAUGAUUCGAAACAAAUGCGAACCAAUUGC